AUGUCGUCUGAUAUUCCCAUAACUAGCUCCUCGGUGAUGCAUUGGCCAUUGUCAUGGAGAAUCUGGAUUCUCCUCAACGUCAGCUUUUACAACCUUCUGGGGAAUGCAUUUGCGGCUGGGGUGUCUCCCUUGUUCUCCCUGAUUAUCAAAGAGCUUCAUUGUACCUCUGAAGAAGCAUCGCAACUGUCAACCUACGUACUCCUGACCCUUGGUUUGUCGAAUAUACUCGCACUCCCGGCCGCCUCAUUGAUCGGCAAACGCUACACGAUCCUGAUAUCCUUACUAUUCUUCCUCGCCUUCUGCCUAUGGGGUGCUGAGGCACCGACAUUCAACUCUCUCAGAGCUUCAAGGACUUUAGGCGGUCUAGCUGGUGGCCUCGUCGAGGCUCUAGGCCCAAGCAUCGUUGCGGAAACCUUCCCAGAAAGCCAAUUAGCCAGUGCCAUGGUGGUCUACGUUGGACUCCUGGCCGCUGGUUCGAGCUUGGGACCAAUUGUCGCUGGAGUUGUGGCCGAGGGAGUGAAUGACUGGAGAUGGUACUUCCGCAUUCUCGCGGCCCUCAUUUUCGUCACACUCCUAGGAUCGCUCCUAAUGCUUCCGGAAACACGGAUCGACGAUCAAACACCCAUCGAGGUCUCAACCGACAAUGAGGACAAUCUCAAGCGCUUAGGUUCCAACUUGAAGUAUACGGAAGUCGAAGAAGCUCGUCAGAGAACCGGGAAUGAGCUCCUGUCGACCAAAAGACAAUGGUGGCUCAGAUCCUUUACUGGCGCCUAUGUCGACAUGAACUGGAAACUCGCAAUGACUAGUUUUGUUCAGCCAGUGCAGCUUCUUGUGGCCCCGCAGGUUCUGAUCACCACCCUGGUCUUCGGGUUCACGAUCGGCUGGACUGUUCUCGUUUCCAUCCUCGUGGCCGUUGUCUACGCACAGCCACCCAUGCUCUGGACAGCUCGUCCCGUAGGCCUCCUUAGCGUUGGAACUCUACUUGGUCUCCUGAUAGGACUUCCAAUCGGCGGUGCUCUAGCGGACUUCUUGUAUGGGAAGGCAGCCAGGAAAAACAAGCACAUGCCGAACCCGGCCUCUAGACUGCCGGCUGUUGUCAUUGGUGGAAUCAUCAGCCCUGCUGGGUGCAUUGUGAUCGGUUACGGCUUGAACUCUCCAGAUAAUUGGAUUUCAGUGAGUGUCGGCUGGGGAAUGUUGGCUACGGGGUUGACAUGCUCGGCCAAUGUUUUGCUGACGUAUGCCGUUGACACCAUGCCUUCUCGGGCCAGUCACAUUGGAGUUCUGGUGAACUUGAUCAAGAACUGUAUCGGUUUCGGUGUGUCUUAUGCCGCCAUCACUUGGAUGGAGCGAAUGGGCCCUGUGAAGCAAUUUGGCAUUAUGGCAGGUGUUCUGUGGGCGCUUUAUCUGCUGGUCAUCCCCGUCUACUUUUUCAGCGAAGUCAUCAUUCGUAGGACUGCUAGUCUCGCUUGA
Colletotrichum chrysophilum is the source of this 1470-nucleotide messenger RNA. RefSeq lists its product as uncharacterized. Gene Ontology annotation, molecular function: transmembrane transporter activity. Bases 1 to 1470 code for a protein of 489 amino acids. Lineage: Eukaryota; Fungi; Ascomycota; Sordariomycetes; Glomerellales; Glomerellaceae. Gene Ontology annotation, biological process: transmembrane transport. The record is from RefSeq and is a predicted model, not a curated record. The transcript is spliced from 3 exons.